AAUUUCUUUUGUUCAUCACCGUUUCUCUCAUCUUCCCUUAAUGAUCAAGCAAGCUAGUUCUCUCAAGUAGAAUAUUCUGAAUUAACAUCGAAUUCAUAUUUCUUCGGAUUUUUUAGGAUGGUUGGACAAAGUUUAGAUAAACAGAAGCCAAAGCAGAAGAAGGGCUUAUGGUCUCCAGAUGAGGACCUUAAGCUCAGAAACUACGUCCUCAAACAUGGCCAUGGCUGCUGGAGUGCCGUACCCAUUAAUGCCGGUCUGCAGAGGAACGGCAAGAGCUGCCGGUUAAGGUGGCUGAAUUACCUUCGGCCCGGACUGAAACGAGGAGCGUUUAGCCCAGACGAAGAGGAAACAAUCAUGUCCCUCCAUGUCACACUUGGCAACAAGUGGUCACAAAUUGCACAACAAUUGCCUGGAAGAACAGAUAAUGAGGUGAAGAACCAUUGGCAUUCUUAUCUGAAGAAAAGAGUUCUGGCAAAAACAGGACACACUGAGGAAGCUCCGCGAGUAAAAGCAGUCGGAACCUCAUGCCCGUUCCACAACUUGGAAUGUUCAUCCUCUUCAAUGGAGUCAACUCCCCCAAAUUCCAGCUCCAACCUUGAUUCUGCUGAGGAUGGAUCAUUGGGUUCUGACACAGAACAAUAUCUUUGUCAGACUAAUAAUAAUAACAUGGAACUACCCAAACCAAAAGUACUCUUUGCUGAGUGGCUUGAGCUGGAAGAAUUCCGUGAUCAGACCAACUGCCAAAACAAUUCAGGCAACUUUUUGGUUGGAAGCAGGGAUUUGGAGUAUCAGCAUCACAAAUCGGACUUUCAAGAUUAUCUUAUGCACGAUUGGUUGGUCCAAGGUGGCGGAGGACCUAAUUUUAGCAGUGGAGUUUACCAAAAUUCGCAAAUGAAUAAUGGCUCAUCUGUAGCUGAUGACAUGCUUCAUUUGCCUAUUAAGUUUGAGGAUGAUCACACCUACGAGAAUGGUUUUCCGGGUUUCCAAAACGGUCAAUUCAAUAGCGCCACCCAUGGUCUAUUUUAUUCGGGUGGUUUUCGGUGAUGCAAAAGCAAGUUGAAGCCCUUAAUCACCAAAUAUCAUAAAAUACAACAGUAUCCAUGAAAGCUAUGUUGUCAGGAUCCUUUAGCUGAAGUUUUAGAGCGUAGAAUAGGUCUCGAACUUUCAAUACUUGUCAGGAUGAAAGUGAUUAGCAUAUGAAAAGAUUUGUACACGAAUAACUCUGCUCCUUGUAGAAAAUCGAUGAUAUUUCCGGCAUUUCCCUAGUUAUAAAACCUCUUAUUGAUC
Oldenlandia corymbosa var. corymbosa is the source of this 1287-nucleotide messenger RNA. Lineage: Eukaryota; Viridiplantae; Streptophyta; Magnoliopsida; Gentianales; Rubiaceae. The record is from the annotation of a GenBank genome assembly.